Molecule: messenger RNA, 765 nt
Organism: Lathyrus oleraceus (garden pea)
Lineage: Eukaryota; Viridiplantae; Streptophyta; Magnoliopsida; Fabales; Fabaceae
Exons: 3
Coding region: 1-765 (254 amino acids)
Cellular component (GO): cytosol
Molecular function (GO): protein-folding chaperone binding
Source: RefSeq, a predicted model, not a curated record
AUGGGUAGUGGUGAUUACUACAAAAUACUAUUUAUUAUCAAGGAACAGAUUAAGAAAUCCUAUAAGAAUUUAUCAAGGAAAUUGCACCAUGAUAAGAGAAUUUCUGAGGCUGUUGUUAAUGUUCUUAGUGAUCCUAAUAAGCGUAGGAUCUAUGAUGUCUAUGGGAAAUAUCAAGUGAAUUUUGAAAAUGAUGAUGGGAAUAAUAUAGAAGUUGACGAAGGUGUUAGAGUUGUUGAAAUUGACUUGAAAUGUACGCUUGAGGACCUUUAUUGUGGUUGUAGAAAGAAGGUGAAUUUUAUAUGGACUUUUCAUGAUGAAUUUGGGGAGUUAAAGUCGGAAGAAGGAAUGUUGAAGAUAACCAUUGAACCUGGUUGGAAAAAGGGCACAAAAAUCACUUUUUCUAGAAAAGAAAAUCAACUACCUGGCUCUCCUCCAUUUGAUCUAAUUUUUGUGUUGAAUGAGAAGCUGCAUGGGGUAUUUCAGAGGGAUAGACGACAUGAUUUAGUAAUGACCCAAAAGAUAUCAUGUCUUGAUACGACUCUCAACAUAACAACUUUGGAUGGAAGAAAUAUCACAGUUGAAGUUACUGAUAUUGUAACACCAGGCUACGAAAUGAUCGUCUCAGAUGAAGGUAUGCCACUUGCAAGGGAUUCAAGCCAGAGAGGAAAUCUUAGAAUCAAAUUUGAUCUUGUGUUUCCAUCAAAUUUAACCUCACAACAGAAACACGAUGUAACAAGGAUUUUGAGUGAUGCUGUUUAUGACUAA